Messenger RNA from Aspergillus terreus NIH2624, 2097 nucleotides. RefSeq names its product RNA lariat debranching enzyme. Gene Ontology annotation, cellular component: nucleus. The transcript has 3 exons. NCBI's taxonomy places the organism in Eukaryota, Fungi, Ascomycota, Eurotiomycetes, Eurotiales, Aspergillaceae. The record is from RefSeq and is a predicted model, not a curated record. Gene Ontology annotation, biological process: mRNA splicing, via spliceosome. Bases 1 to 2097 code for a protein of 698 amino acids. Gene Ontology annotation, molecular function: RNA lariat debranching enzyme activity.
AUGGAAGCGUCUCCCAAGUCAGCUUCCAUCAGAGUCGCCCUUGAAGGAUGUGGCCAUGGCUGUCUCAAUGAUAUCUACGCCUCGGUCGAGAAAGCCGCCAGUCUCAAAGGCUGGGACGGUGUGGAUCUCGUGAUUAUCGGAGGUGACUUUCAGGCUGUGCGCAAUUCCUAUGACAUGGCAUGCAUGUCAGUCCCCAAUAAGUACAAAGAAUUGGGCGACUUCCAUGAGUAUUACAGCGGCAAACGCACUGCCCCUUACCUGACCAUCUUCAUCGGAGGUAACCAUGAGGCUGGUAAUCAUCUCUUCGAGCUCUACUACGGUGGAUGGGUAGCUCCCAACAUCUAUUACAUGGGCGCUGCAAAUGUCAUUCGCUGUGGCCCGCUACGGAUCGCGGGAAUCUCUGGCAUCUGGAAGGGUUAUGAUUAUAGAAAGCCCCACUUUGAAAGAAUCCCGUACAACCGCGACGAUAUCCAGAGCAUCUACCACGUCAGAGAGCUCGAUGUGCGCAAGCUAUUGCAAAUCCGCACCCAAGUCGACCUGGGUCUUUCCCACGACUGGCCCAAACAGGUCGAGUAUUCUGGUGACUACGAGGCCCUUUUCAGAAUCAAGAGAGAUUUUAGGCAGGACUCACGAGACGGAAAACUCGGCAACGUAGCCGCAAAAUACGUUCUGGACCGCCUGCGCCCGGCUUACUGGUUCUCCGCUCACUUGCAUGUCAAAUUUGUCGCAUCUAUCGAACAUGGCGACUAUAAACUACACGGCCGCUCAAACCGCACAACUCAGGAGACUGCUUCACAGACGAGCCAACCGCAGUCUAGCGCCCCAUCUGCGUUCGGAAUGGACGGUGCCGUCGCAUCCUCCCUGAAGGAGGUCUUUGACCCUGAAACCGAUGCCGUGCGUCCAGCAGAAGGUGCCCAAGGGGUCCCAUCCCAGAGUGAUGCCGUCGCCUCGCAGCCGGAACAAGCGAUGCCUACUCCUAAUCUUGAAGUCGAGACCCAUUCCCAAGCCCAGCCGUCAGAGACCGUGGAGAGCAGAAUCUCCGCGUGGAACAACUUUCAUGCCGUUGCGGCCAGGAAGGAGGCUGCUCAAAAUCCCGAAGACUUGCAAGCACGGGAUGCAAAUGAUGCCGAAAUGGCCGGUUUGAGACACAAUUUGACCUGGCGCAAAGUUGAAGUUGAUAUGGAUGGCGCUGGACGCAAACUCACUGGUGUCGAGUGGAGUGGCGGCGAAGGGCGGGAUGUUAAGAAGCAAAAGACACUGCAUGAGCCGAAGCCGGUCAAGAACGCCGAUGAGAUUGAUCUAGACUUGGACAGUGAUUCUGAUCAGGACUUGCCCACCAAGAACCCUCCAGCACCUGAUUCUCGAGGCUCCCUCCCCCCCGCUGAGCAGGGCCCUCAACCGAAUCAGACAGAAGUCUCUGAAGAAAUUCGCAGUCAGCUCCCUGCUAGUUUUAUGCGACCUAAAUCCGAACCCGAACCAAUCAACGGCCCCCUGCCCGAAGCCAUUACCAACCGUCGGACGGAUUUCCUUGCAUUGGACAAAUGCCUUCCGAAUCGUCACUUCCUUCAGCUUGUGGAGUUCCAGACGAUUUCUGAUCUUGAACAAGUUCAGUGCCAACGGCCUUAUCGUCUGCAGUAUGACAAGGAAUGGCUGGCUAUCACGCGCGUCUUUGCCCCUGACCUGCAAUUGGGUGACCCUUCCGCUAAGCCGCCAGCAGACAAGGGUGAUCUUGCUUACAGGCCACUUAUCGAGGAAGAGGAGAAAUGGGUGGAAGAAAACGUGGUCAAGGCGGGGAAGAUGACCGUUCCUGAGAACUUUACCCCGACUGCUCCGUUCUACGAUCCCUCUGUUCCUAUCACCACUGAUCAGAUGCCCCCCGAAUACACCAAUCCCCAGACUGCACAGUUCUGUGAGCUUAUUGGCAUCGAAAACAAAUUUGACUUGAGCGACGAGGAACGGCAGAUGCGCAUGGCCGCUGGUCCACGCGAAGCCCGGCCUCAGUUUCCUCGUCGUGGCGGAUUUGGACCGGGUCGUGGUCGCGGCGGUCGCGGUGGACGUGGCCGUGGCCGUGGCGGCGGCCGUGGUAAUCGUCGCUAA